Messenger RNA from Rattus norvegicus (Norway rat), 1442 nucleotides. RefSeq names its product acid phosphatase 1 (gene Acp1). NCBI's taxonomy places the organism in Eukaryota, Metazoa, Chordata, Mammalia, Rodentia, Muridae. The transcript has 6 exons. The record is from RefSeq and is marked validated. The coding region runs from base 71 to 547 and encodes 158 amino acids. Gene Ontology annotation, cellular component: synapse; cytoplasm; cytoplasmic side of plasma membrane. Gene Ontology annotation, molecular function: non-membrane spanning protein tyrosine phosphatase activity; protein tyrosine phosphatase activity.
GGCAGAACCUGGCAGUGCGCAUGCGCCACGUCUCUACGCGGUUUCUGGGCGCCAGGGUCUGCACCGAAACAUGGCAGAGGUUGGGUCCAAGUCAGUGCUGUUCGUGUGUCUCGGUAACAUUUGCCGGUCACCCAUUGCAGAAGCAGUGUUCAGAAAAUUGGUAACUGAUGAAAACGUUUCAGAUAACUGGGCCAUUGACAGCAGCGCCGUUUCCGACUGGAACGUGGGCCGGCCCCCAGACCCAAGAGCUGUCAGCUGCCUAAGAAAUCAUGGCAUUAGCACAGCCCAUAAGGCAAGACAGAUUACAAGAGAAGACUUUGCCACAUUCGAUUAUAUACUGUGUAUGGAUGAAAGCAAUCUGAGAGAUCUGAAUAGAAAAAGUAAUCAAGUUAAAAACUGCAAAGCUAAAAUCGAGCUACUUGGGAGCUAUGAUCCACAGAAGCAGCUCAUUAUUGAAGAUCCCUAUUAUGGCAAUGACUCUGACUUCGAGGUGGUGUACCAGCAAUGCCUUAGGUGCUGCAAGGCCUUCCUGGAGAAGACUCACUAGCUGGUCCUAACCACCACCACUGAGCAACCCACUCCUCAGUGCUGUGCCCAAGGGUGGUGGCAGUCCUUAGCCCCAUACCCCACCUCUCUUUUCAGCUGACUUACUGUAUAUCUUUAAAAUAAUUGUAGGUGGAAAUCAGGCAUUUGUUCAGAAGGAUAAAAACAUUUGAGGCAGACAUUUGAGGUGUGGCUCAGUAUUCUUAGACUAACAAAAGCUCUGGCCUCGCCAUAAUUACAAAAUAGUGGAACGAGCAACUGUGGAACAAAAGAAAACCCAAUAAAGUAAGAAUGACCCACAAGGUCCAGAUCAGCCUUUGAGCCCAGCGAGCCUGGGUAGUCUGGUCUAACUGGAGUGUGAGCAUGGCCAGCACCCAGUGUGCUGUUUGCUUGCCUUACACUCUCUAUUCUAUAUUGUCUCUUAUUGUGACAAUAUCUCCAUCCAUGGCAGCCUUCCAUUUAACACUGGGAGAGUUUAAACCCAGACACACCGAGGGUUCAGAUAUUUGAGAGAGGAGAACCUGGAUGUGAUGAUGGGCCUGGAACUCCAGCAGGCCAUCCUGGGCUGUACAGUGACUCCCUGUCUGAAAGAUAAAAAUGCUAACAGAUGGGAGCAACAGGUUGGUGAAGUUAACACCUUUAAUCUCACUUGGUUUUUGUGUAGUUUCUUGAGCUUGGUUCCUAUUUGAGCCACUUUGCUUCUUUAAAGAGAAAGUAAGUGUGCUUAAAUAGUGGUGUGCGUUUGUAAGUGUUCUCUCAUCAACAUUUUACAAAGUUACAGGCAAGCAUGAGUAAUUUUAGUGUAUUUUCAGAAAAGGGACCUCAAAUUUAUGUGGAUAUAUGUCAGAAAAGAUUGUGAAUUAAACUGGGAUGUUAUCAAAUACAACUAAAAAUAUAAA